AUGCCUUCCAAACCAGCAGUAAUAUCUGUAAUCGGCUCCCUGAAUGUCGACCUCGUAACCCGCACACCCCGCGUCCCCACUGGCGGUGAAACCCUGACCAGUGAAUCUUUCAACAUCGGCUGGGGUGGGAAGGGCGCCAAUCAAGCUGUCGCCUGUGCCCGUCUCUCACGCACCAAGGCUCAAGCUUCGUCAUCUCAUACUUCCGAUGUGGAAGUACGUAUGGUGGGUGCAGUGGGUGAUGAUGAGUUUCACGAGGGUUUCCUGAAAGCCUUGCGAGAGGACGGAUUAUCGACGGAGAAAGUACAGAUCUUGAAAGGAAAGAAGACGGGUGUUGCCGUUAUCAUCGUUGAGACCGGCUCUGGGGAGAACAGGAUCAUGUUCUGUCCCGGUGCCAAUGGGGAUGUGAAAGUGCAAGAUCUUGUUGAUGAGGAUGCGGGGGUUGCGCUUUUCCAACUGGAACUGCCAUUGGAGGUUGUGUUGCAUAAUAUGAAGACCGCAAGGGAGAAAGGCGUCGAGACUAUUAUUAACCCAGCGCCUGCGAUACCGUUGCCAGAUGAGGCUUAUCACGGCUUAGGCCACCUCAUCGUUAACGAGACUGAAGCUGCGAUCUUGUCGGGCAUCGAGAAGCCAACUUCGUGGGACGAGGUUGCUGCUGUGUUUAUUGCAAGGGGUGUCAAGAAUGUUAUCAUCACGCUUGGUGGCGAGGGCGUGUUCUACAAGACCGCAAAGCAACAGGAGGCAUCUCAGCAAGGUCACAUUGUGCCAGCACGUAAAGUCAAGGUUGUCGACACUACAGCCGCUGGUGAUACGUUUGCUGGCGCGUAUACAGUUGCUGUUGCACGCUGGAAAGCUAUGGCGCGAGGAGCAGAUUUCGAUCUCGAUACUGCCAUUGCGCAUGCUAACAGGGCAGCGUCUAUGACGGUGCAGAAAGCAGGUGCGCAGUCCAGUAUACCAUGGGCCGACGAAGUACCAGAGUCAUGA
Molecule: messenger RNA, 981 nt
Organism: Alternaria arborescens
Lineage: Eukaryota; Fungi; Ascomycota; Dothideomycetes; Pleosporales; Pleosporaceae
Exons: 2
Coding region: 1-981 (326 amino acids)
Biological process (GO): D-ribose metabolic process
Molecular function (GO): ribokinase activity
Source: RefSeq, a predicted model, not a curated record